GGUCGGCGCACACAGAGAUUUUACGUGGGAAGCCAAUGCGACCAACCCAUGGCCCACUUUGCUAAAAGGAGGCUACCGCUUUCAUCUUCAUGUAGCACCGAAUUUUUGGUGUGUAUAAGAGUGGUACCACUUCUGUCUACUCUGUCCCGACGAAGUGACAUUGAGGGCUGGUCGCUUUGUUGGUUUCGUGGUGUAUCAUAGAUCAAGAUCGACGGAUGUUCACGCUAUCGCACGCUCGGACUUUGGAGGCUCCAUGCCGACCGACGGUUCCGCCAGAAGAACCUGCUGAACAUGAAAGCGCCUUGGUGGACCCGUCGCUAGACGCAAUCGACCAUGUGCAGGCUGCAGAUCCCCUCCACAACAAGCAGAUUAUCCAUAUUGACUUGCUGAAUACGGAACUCUUGGAUCCGGAAUGCGAAGCUGUCCUGGAAACGAUGGACUCGUGUGUAGGCUGCGUGGAAGGAGUUGACGAACAGCAUGUCUACGAAGAAAAAAUGAUUGAACACGCCAUUCACCGAAAGGCAGCUGUGGAACAGCAUGGUCUAUCAGAAGCUGAGGCUGCCAUGAUUCGGCUGAAUAUCAUGGAGGAAGAGAGAGACGACAUGGAUAAGCAAAAUCAUGACUCGGUGAUCCCGGACCUUGAUAUUUUGAACCUGUGCGGAAACGAUGAUGAUUUGGAAGAUGCACACGAGACGUUCCUUAUUCCUCCCACUCAGGAAGUCAUGUCCUGCGCCGAUAUCGUUGACGAAGAGCUGAUUCUGGAGACCCGAAAGGACACAGAAGUUCGAGAUGGCAUUGUGAUUGGCCAAGACAUCAAUGCUCUCCAAUGUGCUAUCUGCUUCGAUGAGGCUUUGACAGGAGGAAACGUCUCCUUGAACAGAGUCAAGUUUGCCAACCUUCCUUGCUGUGGUGCCCAAGAGUAUGGUUCCUCAGCAACGUUUAUCAAGGUUUGCACGUCCUGUAUUCUCGUCCUGACCAGUCCAAGCUCAUCGGGUGCCCAUCGGGUGGGGCGAUGUCCCCGGUGCCUGAACUGGAUCAGGGUGAAGAUUCCUGAACCCGCCGAGCGGAAUGUGGUGUCUGUGGAGAAGGUGCAUGUAUCGGGCAAAUGCUUGAUCUGUAACCAAAACAAGGACUACCUAGUCGACAACGACAGUGUCUGCGACUCUUGUUUUUUGGGUCGCAGACAGCCACUCAAGUAUGAAUGCCAGCAGUGCCACUGCGUACAGAAGAUCCCGCAUCCCAUGUAUCGGUAUCAAAAGACAAAAGACGCCUUUGGAAAUGUCACCUGGGCUUGUCAAGGGAAGUGCGGCAGAUUUACCAAGUGGAUGAUUCGACCGGAGGAGGUUCAUCGAAUUCCGCUCGGAGAUGCUCCAAAAAGCUGGGGGACGGACUAUAUCAAGAUUGCCCGCGACCGAGUUCAGAUACUCCGACAAGACUUGGUAGGUGACAGCAGCAAGAAGGCUCAAAAUGCAUUGACGUCCUCAGGGAUUGAUGAGGAGGAUCCAUCCCAAUGCUUGAUUCUUUAGGCUUCCGUUGACAAGGAGUUUCCAUCCCUCUAUUAGCUUUACUAGCGGUCGGUAUCCGGUUUUUGCUGCUUUUACGGACUUGGAGGAAGUUGUGCUGGCGCUAGUAAGAUGAGAUGCGUAUGCCGUGCAAGGAUCAAUGCAGGAACCCUUUCAUCCUCUCAGACCGACGAAAGCCACUCAUAACGUACACUAUAGGAAUGAAAUAAUGCCCACUUUUUAUUUUU
Seminavis robusta is the source of this 1750-nucleotide messenger RNA. Lineage: Eukaryota; Bacillariophyta; Bacillariophyceae; Naviculales; Naviculaceae. The record is from the annotation of a GenBank genome assembly.